AUGUUUAGCUUUUGUAGCAGAAAACUUCUUCAUAUGAAGUGUUCUGGUAGUUCAUCAACAACAUGUCUCCUUCCCAUUAUUGGAAACUCAUCUCUUAGGUUUAAUUCAAAUGCCACAGAACAACCGUCUCUCACUGUAGAUUAUCUCAUAAACAGAUGUGGGUUAACCCAAGAAUCUGCUCUUAAAACCUCCCAUAGGUUUAAUAUCAAAUCCACCACAAAAGCAGACUCGGUUCUCGCCCUUCUCAACAGCUAUGGAUUACCCAAACCCUGUAUCUCAGAGGUAAUCCGCAGGAACCCUACAGUACUCUCUGUGGAUCUUAAGAAAACCUUGGAACCCAAGAUUGAGUUUUUCUCUAAUAUGGGGAUUUCAGGCCCCGACCUUGCAAGGAUCUUGUAUAGAGGCCCAAGCAUACUAACGGACGCCAGUUUGAGAAACGAAAUUAUCCCUUCCAUUGAAUUCCUUAAGAGUUUCCUUCACAAUGGUAAGAAUAUUGCUGCGGCCAUGAGUCGGUUGAGGUGGACAAUGGGGUUUCAAAGAGUAAUGGAGUGUAACAUUGAGUUCUUGCGAAAUCAAGGGGUGCCGGAUUCUGGGAUUUCGAAACUAAUUCUACUAUGUCCUCGAGCACUUAAUUGGAAACAACCUCGGGUUAAUGAGGUUGUCCUGCAAGCCAAUGAAAUGGGGUGUAACUCCUCGAGUUUGAUAUUUAUCUAA
Molecule: messenger RNA, 714 nt
Organism: Telopea speciosissima
Lineage: Eukaryota; Viridiplantae; Streptophyta; Magnoliopsida; Proteales; Proteaceae
Product: transcription termination factor MTERF2, chloroplastic-like
Exons: 1
Coding region: 1-714 (237 amino acids)
Biological process (GO): chloroplast organization; regulation of DNA-templated transcription
Cellular component (GO): chloroplast
Molecular function (GO): double-stranded DNA binding
Source: RefSeq, a predicted model, not a curated record